AUGUUCAAUGAAUUUGGCCUACCCGGAAUCUGGGGCAUACUCAUGUGGGAAGUGACCGAUCAGGAAGGGUCAAGACUCAAUGCUAGCUGCAAGGACGAGUGUCAGAUUAAGACCAAGAGGCAUGUCAUCUUGGACGACGGACAAGGAACUGAGGUCUGGAUUGCGAAUAUCCUUAUCCAGAAGGAAGAACAUUUCAUCUAA
Fusarium odoratissimum NRRL 54006 is the source of this 201-nucleotide messenger RNA. RefSeq lists its product as uncharacterized. The transcript has a single exon. Lineage: Eukaryota; Fungi; Ascomycota; Sordariomycetes; Hypocreales; Nectriaceae. Bases 1 to 201 code for a protein of 66 amino acids. The record is from RefSeq and is a predicted model, not a curated record.